AUGAGUGAAACAUUAUUUGAAACAUAUUUUUGUCACACUUUAAUUUUAAAAUUUUAACGUGACAAAUCGAAUUUUUUUACAUAUUAAAGUAAGAAACUUUUCACCAUAAUGAAGACUGGAAAUGUUGUCGGGCUGUGCAUAGCGCUAGUGUUGUUAUUGUGUAUUCCAACAAAAGCUGAUUUCGAAAAUGAUGUCCUUAAUCUUCAUAAUAAGUACAGGGCAAAGCAUGGUUGUCCCAAUCUCGAUCUCGAUUCCGCUUUUUCCGAAGAAUGUAAGAAAUAUGCCGAAGAAAUUGCCGGAAAAGAUUCCAUGGAUCAUUCAAGUGGACCAUAUGGUGAAAAUCUUUGCUACACAACAGAGGACCCGACAACGUGUGUCAAAAUGUGGUACGACGAAAUCAAAGAUUACGACUAUGGCAAAGCCAAGUAUUCGCCCGCAACCGGGCAUUUCACACAAGUAAUUUGGAAGUCUAGCAAAGUGUUAGGCGUUGGCCAAGCCAAGAGCGCAACUGGAAAAAAUUAUGUUGUCGCUAGAUACAAGCCCGCCGGCAAUGUAGAGGGAAUGUUCAAGGAGAAUGUGCCAAAGGCAAACGGUCCUGAGCACAGACUGAAAACUUCUAAAUAUAUAUUCCUAUUUUCAUGGUUAUUUCCAGCAUUGGUGUUAGUAGAAGAAGUUUUGGCGCUGUGGAUGACAGAGCUUUUAUUGUUGUGUAAAUCAGUUAAAUCGGAUUUUGAGAAUGAGUUUCUACUCGAGCAUAAUAAAUAUCGGGCUAAUCACGGCUGUCCCAAGCUCCUGCUAGACCCUACAUUAAGCGAGGAGUGUAAAAAGUAUGCUGAAUUGCUUGUCGAAAAAGAUAGUCUAGAACACUCAAAAGGUGACUAUGGUGAAAAUCUCUGCUACACGACAAAAAAUCCACUGACAUGUGUGAAAAUGUGGUACGAUGAAAUCAAGGAUUACAAAUAUGGGUCUCCUGGAUUCUCAUUAUUAACUGGGCAUUUUACUCAAUUAAUUUGGAAAUCAAGCACAACUAUGGGUGUUGGCCAGAGUAGUGGUAAUCGUAAGAACUUCGUUGUCGCCAGAUAUAGGCCUAGUGGCAAUGUGGCGGGUCAGUUUAAGGAGAAUGUCCCGGAGCCAAAAAACAAUUUCAGCCCAGACUGCAAGACAGACUGGUUUAUAUAUUUUAUACCAUUUGCUUGGGUAUUUUUAAUCUGGUUUUCAUAGGCCUGGAGAAAUUUUGGCAGACAAAGAAACUGUGCACGCGGAUGCAACACCUAUUUGCAGAUAUGUGAGGAGAAAAGUGAAGCUCCAAAUUGAAGAGCUUGCGAGGUUAUUUUGUGUUGUGCCUUGCAAAAAAGAUGGCGUAGAAUGUUCUGAAACAAAUGGAAAAUAUGGCGAAAAUAUAAAAUUUAUCUCAUCAGAAACUCCAAAAGAUGCUGUAUCACAUUGGUAUUUGGAAAUAUUACUUUACGACUUGAAAAGCGCAAAUAUUCCAACGUCGCCAGGCUUUUUUCGCAACAGAUUUGGAAAUUGUCCCAAUUGUUAUCCGGCAGAAAAUGUACCGCUUGCUGCUUGAGUAUUCCCCAGACGUUGCGACUGACCUGCAUCUUAAUCGAUUUCAUCGGCAGGUUUCAAUCCAAACCCAGUUCAGAUUAUCGGGCAUACUACGGUAUAUACUAUAUGGAAUACCAUACGUAUUAUUUGUUAUUCGGUUGUAGAGAACGAUAAAUACGAUAUAAAAUUAAAAUUAUUUGAAACCAGA
Molecule: messenger RNA, 1759 nt
Organism: Drosophila montana
Lineage: Eukaryota; Metazoa; Arthropoda; Insecta; Diptera; Drosophilidae
Exons: 12
Coding region: 109-1221 (370 amino acids)
Cellular component (GO): extracellular region
Source: RefSeq, a predicted model, not a curated record